Messenger RNA from Leptopilina heterotoma, 2156 nucleotides. Its product is annotated as la-related protein 7-like. The record is from RefSeq and is a predicted model, not a curated record. Lineage: Eukaryota; Metazoa; Arthropoda; Insecta; Hymenoptera; Figitidae. Gene Ontology annotation, molecular function: RNA binding. Bases 285 to 1508 code for a protein of 407 amino acids. The transcript is spliced from 3 exons.
UUUAUCCUUUUAUUUUGAUUUGGGCAUGAUAAACGAGACUUGUCGCCGUCUUUUUCCAAGAAGCAAGUAGAUAAAUAUAAUAAGAAAUUUAAUCUUUUCCUAUUCGUAAGAGAUAAAUUAAAAAUUUCCUUUCCCAAGUGUCUAUAAUAAAUUUGAAUAUAAAUUUUGAUUACCUGAAAAAUUGUAACUUAAUAUAAAAGGAAAACUAAUGCUUUUGAGAAGUCGGCUUUCAAGCACGUGCAGUAAUAUCUGAAUUUAUAAAACAAAUUUUGAAAUUGAGAACAAUGACAGAAGCGAAAUAUUAUUCUCUCGAAAAAGACGGAACCUAUUGUCUAGGUUUCCCAAACAAACAUGCCCUAUCUGAAAAAGAAAUUGAGGAAAUUUUUUCUGAUUACGGUGAUGUAAUUUCUGUAAGAACAAGUGGAGACGAGCGAGGCUUCAGAUUUGUUAGAUUCAAGUCAGAAGAAGAAGCAGAAUGUGCUGUUCAAGGUUUACACGGUCACAAGAAAAUUCGCAUUUUACCUAAGAAACAAAAAGUUGUAAAUAAUAAUGAGAAGGGCAAAUCAAAAGAGAACCAGAAGAAUGGUCAGCAGAGAAAUUUAGGUGCAAAGAAAAAAGUUAGUGAUAAAAAUAAAAAGAAAGAUGAUGACGAAUUAAACGAUUCUUUCAACGAAGAUUCAUCAGCAGCUCAUUCCAUAAAUAAAAAGAAACCUCAACCAUACGGUGGUACAUAUAAUGGUUCCUUUAAUGCCAAAUGCUUUGAUUCUACAAAUGAUGAAGAUUCAACAAAAUGUGCUGAAACUGAGAAUUUAAUGAAGAUUCUGAAAUUUCGCUCACUGAAAAUGAAAGCUAAUAAUUGUGCCAUUGAUUCCUCACCGAAUGUUCAUGAAGAAGGAACUAAAAAGAAAACUAAUCAGAACGAAGAUGAAGGAAGUACUAGAGAUAACUCCAACUCUAGACACUUGAGUAAUAGAAUUAAACCCAAGACACAACAUAAAGAAGUGGAUGAAUCUGUAAAAUCAAAUCAAGAAGAAAAUGGAAAUUUGCUGAAGAAAAUGAGACUGAAUUCCUCUCAAGUUCAUUCCGGACGUCAAUCUACUGACAGUGUUUCAAGAUUUGCAGCGGAUCCAAUUGCUUAUGACUUGCCAAACGAUAAAGAACCUCCUGAACUUGUCUCCACAGACGAACUGAAACAAAGGUCGGGCAAGGGGUCUGUUUGCAGUGAUGAAACUAUUAGAAUUGCUUUAGCAGAAGAAGUAAUCGUUGCUAAUAUUCACGAGAAAUUUAGUGUUUUAUACAUUUUGUACCUUCUCGAAAAGUUUGAACCAAUAUCUAUUACUGAGAUAAAAACCAUUUCACGAAAUGGAGUUAGAUAUUGCAGUGUUUAUUUUAAAUCACAAAAAGAUGCAAUUGCUGUUGAAAAGCAGUUUGAUAAUUUCGAUCUUUCAGGAAAUAAAUUAAUCGUACGUACUCCACAAUUGUUGGUAAAGGAAGUAUCAACUGUCUGAGAUAAUUAUAACAAUAUGACAUUCAUUCAACUUAAUUGUUCAUUUGAAGAAAUAUUAUAAUUUUUUCACAUAAUCGUCCAUCGUUUUUACAAUGAUUUUAUUUUCGUUAUAAAAUUUAUAGAUUCUCAUCCGUAAUAUAUUAACAUUUUGUUGAUAUAUUAUUAUUAUAUUAAUUAUAAUAAUUAAUUUUGUAACAUACAUAUAUGUACUCUUGAUAGAUUCAAUUCUAGAGUACUUUCACUAUAGAGAUAUCCUCACAAAUCAUUUAUUCAUUAAAAUAUAUAUAUAUAUAUAUAUCUCUUUUAUAUUUUUAUUAUAGAAGUUUAUAAUCAAGUACAUUGGUCAUGAGUUUUGAAAUGUCUGAAUGAUAAUUAUUUCAUUAGUAUUGUUUUAUUAAGACUUCGGAUUAGAAAAUAAUCGUGUAAUAGUAAUAAUAAUUACGAACGUGCGUAUUCAAUCUAUUUUUGAAAAUUGUUAAUGAAUUCAAAGAGCCUUAUUAAAUAUUUUAAUUUUUUUAUACUUGUUCAUCAAAUAUUUACCAACAGUCGCUGAUUUUGAAUUAAAUGUAUUACAUAAACAAUGAGAACUAUUAUUUGUAUAAGAAUUGUGAAUUUUUAAUGUCAAAUAUAUAGAUUUUUUUCUAAAUAA